This is a messenger RNA of Cuscuta epithymum, 7107 nucleotides long. The record is from the annotation of a GenBank genome assembly. Lineage: Eukaryota; Viridiplantae; Streptophyta; Magnoliopsida; Solanales; Convolvulaceae.
AUCAUCCCCUCACCUCUCUCUCCCUCAUUUCUCUCGGCCAGAACCAACCCCAGCAAGAAAAGAAAAUCCCCAUCCUCCCUUUUCCCAUCCUUGAAGAGAGCUCAAGCAAUAGAAGUCCAAGGGGAAAGAUUAAAAGGAGAAAAAGCUAGGAAAAGUGAGAAAGAUUAAGGAACUUGAUUAAAGUAUUUUUGAGCUUCGCCGGAGUUUCGCCGGAGUUGGUCAAAGUUCGCCGGAGUUGGUCAAAGUUCGCCGGAAUUAGUCAAAGUUCAACCAAGAAGCGUAGAACGCGCUCAAGCUCACUUAAGUUUCAGGUAGGGAGUGAAGCUUGCUGCCAUCACCGUUGCUCGGGUAGGAUCCAAGAAGAGGAGUCGUGAAAUGGAGCCAAUUGGAAGGAUCACUAGGAGGAACCCGAUGGGCCGUGUACCGGGUGGGUCCGAACGCGGCGGUCGGGGGUCCACUAGGGUGUCCAGGGGAAGGGGCCGUGGAGGCCAACAACAAACCGUGAGCGAUGGCCACGUGGACACUGAGAGUGAGACUUAUUGGUCCUAUGAGGACUCAACCUAUAGGCCGGAAACCGAGCCGGUGGAAACCCCAUAUGAUGGGGAAGAUGACGAUGUAAGUGAAGAGAGUGAAGACGAUGGCACUCUUGGGAGGAUCGAGGCGCUGCUCCAACAAUACCACCGGGAGCGCGAAGAGAGGAGACAACGCCGAAGGCGCCGAACGGGGCAACCUUCGGGCAUGGCUUCGAGAGGAGGAAGCCAAGGUGCUUCUAGAGUCCAUGUUGAACCACAUGGAGGCCAAAAUGUGGGAGGUCCAACCAUAAGGAUCUCCAAAUUUAUCAAAGAAGCACGAGAUUUGGGAUGUAAACCGUUUGAUGGAACGGGAGACAUCUCCGUUGCGGCCGAAUGGAUCAAAAGAUUCAACGAGGCGGCCCUUGACAUGCAGCUGCCACCCAUCAUGAAACUGAGGGUGGCAACAAGAUUGCUCGAAGGCAUGGCGUCCACGUGGUGGGACGGGGUCAAAGGGAAAUACGGCGAAGCCGUCACAUGGGAGAACUUUCGGCAGGAGUUCUUCAACCAAUACUACUCCGACUUCGAGGUAAACAUGAAGAGGAGGGAGUAUACGAACUGGACACAGGGAGGCGCAUGUACGGUGAAGGAACUUGAGCACAAGUUCAGAAAGCUUGCCGAAUUCAUACCGGAGUACAUAUGUGAUGAGAACCGGAUGGUGAACCACUUCUGGGAUGCCUUAGACCUUGACAUACGCGAGAGGGCAACACAAUUGCCUAAUAUGACGUUUAGUCAAGUGGUUGAACAAGGCCUGAAGGGAGAGAAGGAGUGGGAGGAAAGAAAGCGGAGGAACGCCGAUGAGGCGAAGAAGAGGAAGUGGGAAAGCCAUGGCCCACAAGGUUCUAACAAAAAGGGGAACCACGGGGGAGGAGGAUCGUUCAGGGCACCGGCGCCGCCAUCCAAGGGAAACUCGGCUUUCGGCGGGCACAACUCGGGCUCACAAGCCUCGACAGCGCCCAGGUGCCGAAAUUGCAACAGGAGCCACGCCGGUAAGUGUCGUGACCCUCCUCGGUGCUACCAAUGUGGAGACACGGGGCAUCUUAAACCAAAUUGCCCUCAACUUGGUGGAAACCGAGGGGCGGGAUCAAGCGGCGCUACUACGGCAAGUAGAAGUCGGACCGGAGCACCCCAUGCUAGUACGGGGCAGGGGGGAGCGAGCGCCAGCAACGCGCCGUCCGUGAAUCAAGGAAGGACGCAAGCUAGAGUCUACGCAAUGACCGAGGCCGAUGCUCGGGCCAAUCCCGACUCCGUUGCAGGUAAUACACGUAUUCCCAUGUAUUUCUAGGCUUGCAUUGAUCAUAUACGUCGUAGGGAUUGAGUGCGGGCCACCCCGGGGUCAAAACCGGGCAAGUUAGGCCAAAUCAGCUGGAAACAGCCACUGCCGGCCAGGCACGCUCGCAGGCACGCCGUGCCUGGCAUCGUGCCUGGAAGGCAGUGGCAACCGGAAGAUUUUUGGCCAGGCACGGUCGCAGGCACGCCGUGCCUGGCACCGUGUCUGGAAGGCAGUGGCACCCGAAGAAGAGAAAAAAAAAAAAAAAAAAAAAAAAAAAAAAAAAAAAAAAAAAAUUGGGCCAGGCACGGCCGCAGGCACGCCGUGCCUGGCGUCGUGCCUGGAAGACAGUAGCGUCCGAGGUAUUUUUGGCCAGGCACGGCCGAAGGCACGCCGUGCCUGGCAUCGUGCCUGGCCGGCAGUGGCAAGCAGGAAGGAUCCGAUGCACGCACGGCCGUGCGUGCCACCCAGGCACGCCGUGCGUGGACCCCAGAACCCGGAAAUCGGAUUUUUCCGCCCCGUUCUUCUACGUUUGGACCCCCGUUUGAUUCCAAACCUUAGUAUUGACUUAAUAACCUCCUAAAGAUGUGUAAAAACAUUAGAAAAUGUAUCUUACAUGGUGUAUAAAUGUAGGAACAUUAAAGAUCAACGGUAGGUGUGCGAGGAUCCUCAUCGAUACCGGGGCACAACGCUCAUUUGUGAGUGAGGCGUUCGCCGAGGGACUUGACGUGCCGUUGACACCUAUGACGCAAACGUUGCUAGUCUCCACACCGUUAGGGGACGAUGUGGAGAGAAAUCAUUACUAUCCAUCAUGUGAGGUGGAAGUGACGGGUCAACCCUUGACUUGUGAUUUCGUACCCCUAAGCAUGUUGGAGUUCGAUGCAAUCCUAGGAAUGGAUUGGCUUGAGAAGCACCAUGCUCGAGUAGAUUGCUACACCAAGGUGUUGGAACUCGAGGAUGAGCAAGGAAACACGCUAUGUUUCGAAGGAGAUCGGGGGAAAUCAAAUGUUUGCAUCAUAUCCGUGAUGAGAGCACGGAAGAUGAUGAGAAAGGGGUGCCACGCAUACCUUGCUUACGUGGUAGAUGAUACGAAGAAAGAAGUCGACAUCAAGGAUGUUCGAGUCGUGUGCAAGUACCCGGACGUCUUUCCCAAGGACCUACCGGGGCUUCCACCCGAUAGAGAGAUUGAAUUUGUAAUCGAAGUGGAGCCGGGAACCAAACCCAUUACGAUUCCUCCUUAUCGAAUGGCACCGGCCGAACUUCAAGAGUUGAAGGUCCAACUACAAGAACUAUUGGACAACGGGUUCAUCAGACCCAGUCAUUCACCGUGGGGAGCACCCGUACUAUUCGUAAAGAAGAAAGAUGGUACACUAAGAAUGUGUAUUGACUACCGACAGUUGAACAAGGUCACCAUCAAGAACAGGUAUCCCUUACCGAGGAUUGAUGACUUGUUCGACCAACUUCGAGGGGCAAUAGUGUUCUCGAAGAUUGACUUGAGGUCGGGGUAUCAUCAGUUGAAGAUCAAGGAGAGUGACAUACCUAAGAGUGCAUUUCGCACUAGAUAUGGUCAUUACGAAUUCCUUGUGAUGUCGUUUGGUUUAACCAACGCACCGGCGGCAUUCAUGGACUUGAUGAACCGUGUGUUUAGUGAAUACUUAGAUCAAUUCGUGAUAGUAUUCAUUGACGACAUCUUGAUAUACUCCAAGAGCGAGGAGGAGCACGAACACCAUUUGAGGCUUGUACUUGAUCGGUUAAGGGAAAAGCAACUCUUUGCCAAGUUCUCAAAAUGCGAAUUUUGGCUCAAAGAGAUUGGUUUCCUCGGUCAUGUCAUAUCCGGUUCGGGCGUUGCCGUGGACAACGCCAAGAUUAAAGCUAUUAUGGAUUGGGAGAGACCCAAGAAUGUGAAAGAGAUACGUAGUUUCCUUGGCUUAGCGGGAUACUAUCGUAAAUUUGUGGAAAAAUUCUCCGUAUUGGCGUCUCCAUUAACGAAGCUCACAAAGAAAGGGGCCAAGUACAUAUGGGACGACAAGUGUGAGAAAGGGUUCCUUGAACUGAAGAAACGACUUACCGAAGCACCAGUACUAGCCCUACCUAUACAGGGGAUAGGGUAUGAUAUCUACAGUGAUGCUAGCAUCCAAGGGCUUGGAUGUGUACUGAUGCAAAACGGUCGGGUGAUUGCCUAUGCUUCUAGGCAAUUGAAGAAACACGAGGCGAACUACCCUACCCACGAUCUAGAGUUGGGGGCGGUAGUGUUUGCACUAAAGAUUUGGAGGCAUUACCUCUAUGGGGAGACAUGUCACAUUUUUACCGAUCAUAAGAGCCUGAAGUACGUAUUCACUCAGAAAGAGUUGAACAUGAGACAAAGGAGAUGGAUGGAGUUGAUCAAGGACUAUGACUUGAUCAUCGACUAUCAUCCCGGAAAGGCCAAUGUAGUGGCCGAUGCACUGAGCAGGAAGGGUACGUCGGGGACAUUACUCACAUGUCUACGAACUUUGAGGGCACAAGUGGAGGUGUCCACGAGUGGGGUCCUCAUUGCUAGAUUCGAGGUUAGACCUACCUUGCUGGGUGAGAUCAGUAGAUGUCAGGCUAUUGAUGAAGAAUGUCAGAAGAUCCGGGAGAGGAUCCUUGAAGGGCCCGUGGAGAACUUUCGAGUACGUGACGACGGUCUUUUACUGUUUAAGGACCGGGUAUGCAUACCAAAGAGUGAGGAGCUCCAAAAGUCUAUACUAGAGGAGGCUCAUUCUUCGGCAUAUGCUAUGCAUCCAGGAGGUACUAAAAUGUACCGAGACUUGAAGGAAAGUUACUGGUGGUCGGGUAUGAAGAGGGAUAUCGCAGAGUACGUGAGCCGAUGCCUUACUUGCCAGCAAGUUAAGGCGGAGCACCAGCACCCGGCAGGGCUUUUGCAGCCACUGUCCAUUCCGGAAUGGAAGUGGGAACAUGUGACCAUGGACUUCGUGGUGGGGCUACCACGAACGGUGAACAACUACGAUGCAGUAUGGGUAGUGGUUGAUAGGCUCACCAAGAGUGCACACUUUUUGCCUAUCAACAUUACUUAUCCUCUUGAAAGAUUGGCAAAGCUAUACACGGAGGAGAUUGUGAGACUACAUGGAGUCCCGAUAUCCAUUGUCUCGGAUAGGGAUCCACGAUUCACAUCUCGAUUUUGGCCCAAGUUUCAAGCAUCUUUGGGUACUAAACUGAAGUUUAGCACAGCUUUUCAUCCACAGACGGAUGGGCAAUCCGAGAGGGUGAUACAGAUUUUAGAAGAUAUGCUUAGGGCAUGUGCUUUGGAGUUCCAGGGGAGUUGGGACAAACAUUUGGCUCUAGUAGAGUUCGCCUAUAACAAUAGUUAUCAGGCGAGUAUUGGCAUGCCUCCAUAUGAGGCAUUGUAUGGGAGGAAAUGCAGGACACCGUUGUGUUGGGACGAGGUUGGCGAGGCCAAGCUCGAAGGGAUUGAACUUGUUGAAAUCACCAAGGCUAAGGUGAAAGUCAUCCAGGAUAGACUCAAGGCUGCCCAAGAUCGGCAGAAGAGUUAUGCCGACAAACGACGAAGGCCAUUGGAGUUCGAGGUCGGUGAUAAGGUCUUCCUAAGGAUUUCCCCUUGGAAGGGUAUCAUCCGAUUUAUAACGAGGGGAAAACUCAACCCCCGAUACAUUGGCCCAUUUGAAAUUCUUGAAAGGAUAGGGGCUGUGGCAUACCGUCUGAAGUUGACGCCAGAACUUGAGAAGAUACACGACGUGUUUCACGUAUCGAUGCUCAAGAAAUACGUGAGAGAUCCAUCUCAUAUUCUUGAGAAGCCACCGGUAGAGAUACGUGAAGAUCUACAAUAUGCAGUAGAACCGGUGGAGAUUGUCGGGCAACAAGUGAAGAAAUUGAGGAACAAGGAGAUUCCAAUGGUGAAGGUUCUUUGGAGGAGUGAUCGAGUCGAAGAAGAAACCUGGGAGACGGAGGUCUCAAUGAGGGAGCAAUACCCGUUUCUUUUCGAUUAGACACGUGGAUUUCGGGGACGAAAUCCCAAAUAAGGGGGGGUGAACUUGUAACACCGUCCCCAAAUGUAUUUACUUUUAAGUGAAUAAUAUAUUGAACCUUGUAUAAUGGUUAAUGAGAAUAUGAAGUUGUGAAUCUUUAUUAAUUAUUUUGCGUGAAUAGUAAAUUCGCACGUGGGGCCCACACCGGGAGCGGGGGCCGCCCGAUAUCCCCGAGACCGUACAUUUUAUUCAUCUUGGUCAAUAUAAUAUUUAUAUAGUGGUGUAUAACUCAUUGGUCCAAAGAGGUGAUAUAGAGUUGACCGGUUGAUCAAAAAAGGGCCAAAUACCGGUACUAGUAAUUUAACCGAUAGGAGCCCGAAAUUGAAUUUCGGGGACUUAUAAAUUAAAGUUGGGAAAUGUAUAUUCAUUAUAAAGGGUAUAAUGAUUAAGAACACAUAAUAUAUUUUAUUUGACCCGAUAAAAUGAAAUAUAUUUAAAACAGUCCGAAAAAUACAACUUUCGGGACAAAGUGUACACUUCUGGACAAAAGGGGUUGACCUCCCACAUGGGUGGGGGCCAACCCACGAAAUUAGACACAUUUUUUCAUGCCUUGGCCGGAUGGGUGGUGGAAGGGGCAUGGGUGAUGUGUGUGAAGUGAAAGAAGAAGCAUCAAACAAAAAAAGGGGGACCACAUCCACCCCAUUUGAUCUUUGAGACAAAAGAUCAUCCCCUCACCUCUCUCUCCCUCAUUUCUCUCGGCCAGAACCAACCCCAGCAAGAAAAGAAAAUCCCCAUCCUCCCUUUUCCCAUCCUUGAAGAGAGCUCAAGCAAUAGAAGUCCAAGGGGAAAGAUUAAAAGGAGAAAAAGCUAGGAAAAGUGAGAAAGAUUAAGGAACUUGAUUAAAGUAUUUUUGAGCUUCGCCGGAGUUUCGCCGGAGUUGGUCAAAGUUCGCCGGAGUUGGUCAAAGUUCGCCGGAAUUAGUCAAAGUUCAACCAAGAAGCGUAGAACGCGCUCAAGCUCACUUAAGUUUCAGGUAGGGAGUGAAGCUUGCUGCCAUCACCGUUGCUCGGGUAGGAUCCAAGAAGAGGAGUCGUGGUUCGUGCCUCUUCAGAUUCCAUUUUUUUCAAACAUCUUAAUUAAUGCUCAUGGAUAAUGUUUUUCUAUUGAAUAUUUAAUGGGGGCUUGUAUGCCCAUGUUUGCCAAAGUGUGGCAUGAACACUUGUACCAAAUGUUUCCGCUGCUUUGAAUGAAUAUUUUACAUUAUGUUUGUUUAUGGAUGUACUAUGCGUGAAUGAUAUCCCAG